This is a messenger RNA of Clarias gariepinus (North African catfish), 8748 nucleotides long. RefSeq names its product spectrin, beta, erythrocytic (gene sptb). Gene Ontology annotation, biological process: actin cytoskeleton organization. The transcript is spliced from 36 exons. Gene Ontology annotation, molecular function: actin filament binding; phospholipid binding; structural constituent of cytoskeleton. Bases 119 to 7552 code for a protein of 2477 amino acids. Gene Ontology annotation, cellular component: cell projection; spectrin; cortical actin cytoskeleton. NCBI's taxonomy places the organism in Eukaryota, Metazoa, Chordata, Actinopteri, Siluriformes, Clariidae. The record is from RefSeq and is a predicted model, not a curated record.
AAAAAAAACAGGGAGGGAGGGAGAAUGGGAGAGGAGGAGGACCCGAAGACAGAACAGAGGAAGCGAUAGACUUUGCAUCUGCCAAGCUGACUUGCAGAGGUGUGUGAAGCGCUGGGUGAUGAUGAGUAGUCCUUGUCUAUGUCGCACCAUGCCUGUGAGUCAAAGCCAGCUGCCAGAGGUGAAGCUCAGCCUGAAGACCAGCAGAGAGGUCAGUUCAAUCCGCUCCAGUACCUACUCCUCAGGAAAGGAUCUCCCCAUCCGUGUCAGCACUCAAGCCACCAGAAGCAGGAGCACACCGCCUGUGUCCAGAGUUCAAUGUACCGAGAACAAGGCAGCACCCAAGACUAACGGAUACACCAAGCAUGAACCCAAGAAUUUCCCUGAGAGGAACAGCACUUCACGGCGCAUUCUACCAGCCCAAGCCUCAUCAAUGGGCUCUGCCUCCUCCUCCUCAUCUUCCUCAUCCUCAUCUUCCUAUACUUCAAGGCUAUCCCGACCCUCGCCGCCACAAAAACCUUCUUCGUCCUCAUCAUCCUCUUCACAGAGUAUGAAACGCACCCGAUGGCUAAGCCACAGCACCUCCAACAUCUAUUUCCACUCCAUCUUAGACGGGAGGUUCAGACAGCUUCAAGAUGAGAGAGAAGCUGUGCAAAAGAAGACCUUCACAAAAUGGGUAAACUCCAUCCUGGCUCGAGUCAGCUGCCGUAUCUCAGACCUCUAUCUAGACCUGCGGGAUGGGAGGAUGCUCAUCAGAUUACUUGAGGUUCUCUCAGGGGAAAGACUGCCGAGGCCCACUAAAGGUCGAAUGAGGAUUCACUGUCUAGAGAAUGUAGACAAGGCCCUGCAGUUUCUAAGGGAGAAGAGGGUUCAUUUGGAGAACAUGGGGUCACAUGAUAUUGUGGACGGAAACCACCGUCUUAUCCUGGGACUUAUUUGGACAAUCAUUCUUCGCUUCCAGAUUCAAGACAUUGUAGUUGAGGUAGGCCGGGUAGACAAGACGGGUAAGCAGGAGACGCGCUCUGCUAAAGACGCCUUGCUGCUUUGGUGUCAAAUGAAGACAACUGGGUAUCCAAAUGUUAAUAUCACCAACUUCACCACAAGCUGGAAGGAUGGCUUAGCUUUCAAUGCCCUUAUCCACAAACACAGGCCAGAUCUGAUUGAAUAUGGCUCCCUUCAGAGGUCCAAUCCAACUCAUAAUCUUCACCAAGCUUUCAAUGUGGCUGAGAAAAACCUUGGAAUCACCAAGCUACUGGACCCAGAAGAUGUAUAUACCGAGAACCCAGAUGAGAAGUCCAUCAUCACUUAUGUUGUUGCUUUCUAUCACUACUUUUCCAAGAUGAAAGCUCUGGCAGUUGAAGGCAAGCGAAUUGGGAAGGUGCUAGACCAUGCCAGUGAGACAGAGGAGAUGAUUAAGAUGUAUGAGACACUUUCCUCAGACCUGUUAAAAUGGAUUGAACAGACCAUCAUUAUCUUGAACAACCGCAAACUUGCGAACUCUCUGAAUGGAGUCCAGCAACAAUUACAAGCCUUCAACUCAUACCGUACUAUAGAGAAACCUCCAAAAUUUCAGGAGAAGGGAAACCUUGAGGUACUGCUCUUCACAAUCCAAAGUAGGAUGAGGGCCAACAAUCAGAAGGUUUACACCCCUAAAGAGGGCGCAUUGGUGGCAGACAUCAACAGAGCAUGGGAACAAUUGGAGCGGGCUGAACACGAGCGAGAGAGGGUGCUUAGGGAUGAGCUCAUCAGGCAGGAAAAGCUUGAACAAAUGGCGCGUCGCUUCGACAGAAAGGCUGCCAUGAGAGAGACCUGGCUGCAGGAGAACCAAAAACUGGUAGCACAGGAUAAUUUUGGAUACGAUCUGCCAGCAGUAGAGGCAGCAAAGAAAAAGCACGAUGCCAUUGAGACAGACAUUGCUUCAUAUGAAGAGCGUGUACAUGCCCUGGUGGCCUUGUCUAAAGAGCUGGAGGCAGAAAGGUACCAUGAUGCUAAACGGAUUGAUGCAAGGAAAGAUAAUAUCCUCAGGCUCUGGGACUACCUCCAGGAGCUUCUGAGUGCUCGCAGGGGGCGUCUGGAGAAAAAUCUCACCUUGCAAAGAAUCUUCCAAGAAAUGCUGUACAUCAUUACCUGGAUGGAUGAGAUGAAGCCUCGUCUGGAGUCAACUGAUUUUGGGAAGCACUUGUUGGAGGUGGAGGAUCUUCUGCAAAAGCAUGCGCUAAUUGAAGCAGAUAUUGCUGUGCAAGCAGAGAGAGUGAGCUCUGCUAAUGCAGCUGCUCUCAAAUUCGCAAAUGGAGACAGCUACAAACCAUGUGACCCCCAAGUGAUUCGAGACAGGGUACAACACUUAGACCUAUGCUAUCAGGAGGUGUGUGCACUCUCAGCUCGACGCAAGGCCCGUUUGGAGCAGUCUCGCAGAUUCUGGAACUUUUUCUGGGAGAUAGCAGAACUAGAGAGCUGGAUCCGUGAAAAGGAACAUAUCUUUUCCUCUCUCGACUAUGGCAAGGACCUGACCAGUGUGCUGGUGCUGCAGAGUAAACACAGUGCUUUUGAAGAUGAGCUAGGUGCUCGGGGUGAUCAUAUGAAGGAUGUGAUGGCCGAAGGUGAGAACAUGGUAAAAGCCAAGCAUUUUGGUGCUCCUAAAGUGCAACAACGCAUGGAUGAAGUACAAAGGCAGUGGCAGCAGCUGGAGGAUCUCGCUGCCUUCCGCAAACAGAACCUCCAGGACACCCAACGUUUCUUUCAGUUCCAGGGUGACGCUGAUGACCUUAAGGCCUGGUUGUUGGAUGCCAUCCAGCAAAUGAGCAGUGAGGAUAUCGGGCAUGAGGAGUACACUACACAGAGAAUGCUCAAGAAACAUCAUGCCCUAAGGGAUGAGGCAGUUAAGAAUGGAGCCACUAUUGAUGCUUUGACCAAACAGGCCAAUUCACUGCCAGAGGAGCUUAAAAGCACACCAGACAUCCAACGACGUCUGAAGGACAUUAGGGAUCUGUACAUGGAGCUUUUGUCUCUCUCAGACCUGCGGCAAAAGAAGCUAGAGGACACUUUGGCCCUGUACACCAUUUUCAGUGAGACAGAUGCCUGUGAGCUUUGGAUGGGUCAGAAAGAGACAUGGCUGGUCGGGUUAGAAACACCAGAGAAUCUGGAAGAUUUGGAGGUCGUUCAAAAUAGGUUAAGCAUUCUUGCCCAGGAAAUGGACAACAUGCAGACACGGGUGGACAAUAUAAACAAAACCGCCAAGCAACUAGAGGACAGCAGGCACCCACGAUUCAAAGAAGUGAAGGAAUGUCAGACUCGGCUCAAUAAGAGGUGGGAAGAUUUUAAGAAUAUGGUAGGAUUUAAGAAGCAAAAGGUCGAUUCAGCACUCAGUCUUCACAACUAUGGGCUUGAGUGUGAUGAAACUGAGACAUGGAUCAAGGAAAAGACACGAGUCAUUGAGUCUACGCAGGACCUUGGAAAUGACCUGGCUGCUGUCAUGAUUAUUCAGAGGAAACUUUAUGGCAUUGAAAGAGACAUGGCUGCGAUUCAGAAUAAGCUGGACUUCCUACAUGGUGAGGCCCAACAACUUGUUAAAGACCAUCCUGAGCAUGCCGCCGACAUCCUGGACCGACAAGCCGACCUAAACAAAGCUUGGGAGAUAUUGAAGCAAACGCUAAAGGAUAGAGUAGACUCUCUUGGUGAGGUGAGCAAGUUGCAAAACUUCUUGCAGAAACUAGAUGACUUUCAGUCCUGGCUUUACAAAACACAGAAAGCUGUUGCAUCUGAGGAUAUGCCUAUGACCAUGCCAGAGGCAGAGGGACUCUUAAGUCUUCAUGAUGCUCUUAAAGAUGAUGUGGAUAGACAUGAGGAGGACUUUCACAGCAUUAGAGACACUGGAGCAACCGUCACUCGUGACCAAGAGGAAGAUGCCCAAUACCUAGAGCUGGAUCAGAGGCUGAAGGACCUAGAUAAGGGAUGGGAUGAGCUGCAAAAAAUGUGGGACAGUCGAAAGAACCUAUUAGACCAAGGCAUGGGUUUCCAACAGUUUUCAAGAGAUGCAAAGCAAGCUGAAACCAUCCUGAACAAACAGGAGUACGUUCUGUCUCACCUGGAACAGCCUGAGACACUUGAUGGGGCAGAGAAGGCUUUGAAGAAGCAUGAGGACUUCGUCACCACUAUGGAGGCUAAUGAGAACAAAAUAUUAAGUACACUAGAAGGAGGUCAAAGACUGAUAGACAGUGGAAACCUUUAUGCCCCAAAAGUAAAGGACAAAAUGGAUUCAAUCCAAGACAGAUAUAAGAAGAACCAAGACAAAGCCAAGGAGGUAUCUGAGAAACUCCGAGAUAACAAAGCCCUGCAACACUUUCUUCAAAACACCCAGGAUCUUACUCUGUGGAUAAAUGAGAAGAUGCUGACCGCUCAGGACAGCUCAUAUGAUGAGGCUCGCAACCUCCACACCAAAUGGCAGAAACACCAGGCCUUUAUGGCAGAACUGGCUUCAAAUAAGGAUUGGCUCAACAAAAUUGACGAGGAAGGCAAUGAGUUGAUGACCUCCAAACCGGAGUUUGAACCCAUUGUGAAUGAUCGACUGACGAAGCUUCACGAACUGUGGAACAUCCUGGAGCACACCAUACAGGAAAAGGCCCGGCUUUUGUUUGAUGCACAUCGCUCCGAACUGUUUCAGCAGAGCUUGGCUAAUUUCAAAAAAUGGUUAGCUGAUCUGCGGCAGCAGCUCCAUGGUGAUGUUGAUGAGGAGGUUAAAGAUCUUACUAGUGCCAAAAUUCUUCUCAAGAAGCAUCAGAUAACACAGAAUCAAGUGCAAGUCCAAGCACGGGAGCCCGAAGAGCUGCAGGAGACUUUGCAGCAGCAUACUCAGCUAACUGAAGAGCAACCUGAGCUGGAAGCUGAGCUCAUGGCUGUCCAGAGUGACUUUCAGCAACUCCUUACCCCUCUGGAGCAACGCAAAGGAAAACUUGAGGCGGCUAAAGCCGUGUACCAGUUCUACAGGGAUGUGGAAGAUGAGAUACUCUGGCUUGAAGAGAGGUUGCCUAUGGCAAAGUCACAGGAUCAUGGGAACAAUCUACAGACAGUUCAGCUUCUCCUGAAAAAGAAUCAGACUCUCCAGAAGGAGAUCGAUGGUCACCAGCCACGUGUGGAUGAGUUGUUGCAGCGUGGUCAAGGUAUGAUGGAAGCUGAAGAAAGAAGCCCAAAGGCAGAGGAUAUCCCUGAGAAAAUGGAGAGGUUGGAGGAGGUGUGGGCAGAGCUGCAAGAUGAGAUGACAAAAAGACGAGCUCGACUCAAUGCCUCUAAUGAUGCCCAGCAGUACUACAACGAUGCAGAUGAAGCAGAAGCAUGGAUUGGUGAACAGGAACUCUAUAUGAUUGCCGACGAUGAGGCGAAGGAUGAGCAGAGUGCAAUGACAUUACUAAAGAGGCACAUGAUUCUGAAGCAGGUUGUUGAUGAGUAUGCAGAUUCUAUCCAGGAUCUUGCUGAACGUGCUCAGAAGAUGUUUGCUGAAGACCACCCUCAAGGGGAGGACAUCAUUCGGAGACAGGGUCAGGUGGACAAACAGUAUGCAGGGCUGAAGGAGCUAGCUGAGGAUCGCAUGACGAAGCUUGAUCACACUUACGAUCACUUCCUCUUAUGCCGGGAGGUGGAAGAUCUGGAGCACUGGAUUGCUGAGCGUGAUGUGGUGGCUUCUUCACAGGAGAUGGGACAGGACCUGGACCAUGUUACGAUGCUGAGGGACAAAUUCAGGGAGUUUGCCAGGAAGACGGGGACUGAGGGACAGGAGAGGGUGGACACUGUGAAUCAAAUCGUUGAUAAGCUGAUUGAAGGUGGUCAUAGUGAAUCAUCUACAAUGGCUGAAUGGAAGGACAGUAUAAACGAGAGUUGGGCAGAUCUCUUGGAGCUCAUUGACACCCGCACACAACUCCUCAGUUCUUUUUAUGAUCUGUAUAAGUACUUUUGUGAUGGUAAGGAGUUGGUGGUCCAGAUCAAGGAGAAACAAAAUGAGCUUCCGGAAGAUUUGGGAGAGGAUUUCAGCAAGGCAGAGUCUUUCCAUCGCGUACAUGCUGCAUUUGAAAGAGAUAUUAGCUCUCUUGGAAAGCAGGUACAGGAGUUUCAGGACACUGCAACUCGUCUGCAUGUUCAGUAUGUUGGAGUCCAGGCAGAUGACAUUAAGGUAACAGAAAAAGAAGUAAUAGAUGCCUGGAAGGGUCUCCUGUCUGCCUGUGCCGGCAGGAGGAAACAGCUGGAGGAGACAGCAAACAAGUUCCGCUUUUUCACCAUGAUCAGGGACCUAAUGGCCUGGAUGGAAAGCAUCAUCCAGCAAAUAGAAACUCAAGAGAAACCAAGAGACGUGUCGUCAGUGGAAUUGCUAAUGAAGUAUCACCAAGGGAUCCGUGCAGAGAUCGAUGCUCGUGGACCAAAGUUUAAUGACUGUGUGGAGUUAGCGGGGACUCUUCUAGCACACAAGCAUAAGGACUCAGAUGAAAUCAAAGAGAAGUUGCUGCAGCUAGUUCAGAAGAGAAAGGAAAUGUUGAAUAAAUGGGAUGACAGAUGGGACUGGCUUAGAUUGUUGUUAGAGGUGUGCCAGUUCGCCCGGGAUGCAUCUGUAGCCGAAGCCUGGCUGAUAGCUAAGGAGCCAUAUGUGGUCAGUAAGGACUGGGGUGAGACUGUGGAUGAGGUAGAGAAGCUGCUCAGGAGGCAUGAGGCCUUUGAGAAAUCCACUGCCACCUGGGAGGAGAGAUUCUCUGCGCUGGAACGGCUUACAACACUUGAGCUGCUUGAAAUCAGGAAGCAGCAGCAGGAAUUGCUAAAAUACAGACAGGAAGCGGAAAAGGACAGCAGGGUUGAAGACACAGGCUUCGCUGACGAGUCCUCACGUUUGGACACAAUCGAGGAGCAAUCUUUAUCUGGCAUGGUAGCAGCAGAUCCCAGCUCAAGCCAUGGAGAUAUCACUGCGGGCGAUUCAGCGGUGCCCGUCGUUUCAGAUAUUCAGGAGAGUGUCUCUAUGGAACUGGACCCCUCAACAUCUACUCAGGCUACCAAAGAGGCAGAGCACGCUGCCACUUUUCCCUUUACAUCGUCACAGUCCGUGCCAGUCCUGCUGGAGGGAACCCUUGCGCGUAAACAUGAGAUGGAGGGACCGAAUAAAAAAGCAACCAACAGGUCCUGGAACAGCAUCUACUUUGUUUUAAAACCUGGCCAGCUUUCGGCCUACAAGGAUGCAAAGGGUUUCAGCCAUAAUCUUACAUAUCAUGGAGAGACCCCACUUUCACUCCACAAUGCUGUUUGCGAGGCUCUGUCCAGUUACAAGAAAAAGAAGCAGGUGUUUAAACUACGGCUUGGAGAUGGAAGUGAAUACCUGUUUCAGUGUAAAGAUGAGGAAGAACUAAACAUCUGGAUUAAGGGCAUAGAGAAAGCAGCAGAGUAUGUGACAGAGGAGCCUGUAGCGGAGCCUUCAGAACCUCGAGCCCAGAGCUUGCCCCUUCCUACAUCUUCAAGUGCUCCUGAAGUUUCCUCUGUCAAAAAGGAAAAGGAAAAGAGGUUUAGUUUAUUCGCCAAAAAGAAGUGAGAGGGACCCUUAUAAGUCAGGACCUCAGAGAAAACAAAAAAGAAACCUCAGAGGACAGACAGUUGAAGAAAUGAACUGAUUUAUAUAAAUGUCCUACAUGCAUUUUUUUACAUUAUGUUAAUUUUUAAGAUAGAAAAUUACACUUGUGCCUGUAUUUAUGCCAGUGAACUAUUGCAAUGGUCCACUUGUUUGCUUUUUUUUUUUUUUAACCUCCCCCCCUAAAACAUACCGGAUCCAUAUUCAGACAAAAGCACAGGAAUGCUGUUUUCACACUCAACCAAAGAUAUAUAUUUUUUUUGCAUUACUUGAGCGUCUUUUUGGCAUGCUUUCUUAAAAUUAUUUUGAGGAUUUAUAAUCACACAUUAAACAUUUUCUCAAUUUGCCAUACUUCUUAAAAUGGUUGUAAACUGUGAUACUGUGCUCUUGGUGUUGGAACUUGUACAAUAUACAUUGUACAAUUUACAAUUGGACGUUACAGAGUUUGUUGUACAUGCCAAUUAGUCAUACAGAAGUUUACUCAGGAGGUGUAGUUUAUACGCUGUACACUACUGUAUAGAAUUAAUACAAGUGCAGUAAGCACAGUGGUCAACGAAGUUUUCUAUUCUUCAAAACUUUCCCCAAUAUACUAAUACAGUACCUUGCUGGACAAAGAAAGUUGGCAAGUGUACUUAGAAUAGUCCAAAACCUCUAACAUGCAUAAUGUUAUUUUUUUUCUAAUGCAUGAAUGGAUGUCUUUAUUUAAUAUGGUGCUAUGUUAAUAUAUGCCACAGUGAUCACAGGCUCUUUACUGACAUAUCUAAAUUUAUAGCAGUUAUCAAAAGCAUGCUUCAUGUCUGUUGUUUUAAUCAUAUCACAUUAAUAUCAUGUUUUGUAUAAACUUGAGAAUAUAAUGUUGGGUCAAUGAUGUUCAACACAAUCAUUCAGUUUUAGAAUGUAUAUUGGAAGAAUGUGUAACACCAAUUUUAAUGUAACACACUUCAGGAGGAAGUAAAGCCAUGAGAGAGCAAAAGAAAACAGUAAAUAUUGGAACUUAUUGGAUUGGUUAGGGAAAAAAUAUAAAGGUAUAUGUUUAUGCAUAAAUAAUACAUAAUCAAAUCUGAUUGUUUUAAAUGUAUUUUUACUUGUAUAUUUCCAUCAGGGCACCUAAAUGCAGUGGGAUUUUUGCCCCUGCCCUAAUACAGUGGUGUGAAAAACUA